CCCACGAUGCGCGACCAUGGCACCACAUGGACUUGCAUUAGCGGGCCUCAGAUCGAGGUUACUUUCCUUGAUUUCUACUUCCUGCUCCUUCCGCGAACUGCCAGAUUCAGCAAGAGUCUGUCACUCAUUCCUCACCGGACAAUCCUACGCCUGACCAGGCACGCCUUUCGUUUCUCUCCUCUUUGCUGUCUUGCAUCGCGUGCUCUCAUGCUGUUGUUGGUAUUCUUCUAAAGGGCUGCAGAUGGUCAGAGCUGAAUAACUCGUGUGAGCGCAACAUUCUCACAGGAUAAGCUUCAAUUGUUAUUACGAUAAAACGUAGCCCAGUAAUCAUGGCUCUACGGCUCCUCCUAGCGACGUCUGUCCUCCUACUUCGAGUGUCUGCGGUGCCGACCCAAGUGUCUCCAGAAGAGGAAGCGUUGAUCACACCUGCACCCACUCGCACCCUCGCCGUGUACGGAUCAUAUGCAGGAGCAAGGCGAAACAUCGUUAGUGACCUCGAGUCAGACUUGGACUCGUACGUGAACUCGGUGUUUAGCGAGCUGGGGACGGCUAUCCCCUCAUAUGUUUCCAAUGGACUGCUCCCGAAUCUGCAGAAUCUACCCACAGGCAGUGCUGUCAUGAGCUCGGUAGGAGUAAGUAGCUCGGAUCUGGCUGCCACCCCUACUCAGGUAUUGAACAUCCCUGGGUAUGGUAAUUGGACUUCUUCGGGUUGGAAUCUGCGAAUGCAUGGGAAUGUGUUCAAGCAACCAAAUAUCUCCAAUGCAACGGUGGACCGUCUUGCCAACUUUUUCCUCAUCGGCACGAGCAUCGAGGAUCUUCCUCCGUCACAGCAGGCCCAGGCCCGCAACCUCACAAGAGAGAUCUACGUUGUUCAGCAAGGGAAUCAGACGGUCACGAUGGACAUUCUACCUGGUCCCGAGUUCGGUGCCAACGGGCAGCCUGGAGGUGGUGGUGGUGUGACCCCAGCCGGCGGAGAGCAGGUUGUAACCCUUCCUAACCCGACCACCCCGGAGGGCGACUUUGACGUUUUCAUCCCAAUAGACAACAACUCAUUUACAUUGACUCCGGGAAGUGGUGAUAUCCCACCACAAAGGUUGAAUGUCUACGCCCAGGGCACUGACACGGGGAAUGCGACAUCGUACCUCGUCUCCGACCAAGGAUUAACCGUCAUCUCUGACAUUGAUGACAUACUUCGCGUGACCAAGAUUUACGAGCCCAAGGAAGGAUUACUCAAUUCUUUCGCUCGUCCGUUCACACCGUGGAUGAACAUGCCAGACAUCUACCGUAACUGGUCUGUCAGUCUGCCCAACAUGCAUUUUCACUAUCUCACGACCACUCCGGAGCAAGUCACGCGUAACUACAUGCAAUUCAUCUACGCCACUUAUCCAGGUGGGAGCUUCGACACCCGGCCACUGAACUUCAGUGACGUCUCUGCCACUCUAUCGAUUAGAAAAUUCCUCUUGGACAAGAUCUUUCAGAGUUUCCCGAAUCGCAAAUUCAUCCUAGUUGCGGACACAAGCAAUUCGGAUGUCAUGCGCGAUUACCCCGAAAUGGCGAAGCAGUACCCCGGUCAAGUCCAAUGUAUUUUCCUCCGCAACACAUCCUCGACAGACCCCGGAGAUAAAUUUCCUUACAAUACGGAGGGCUUCAAGAACCUCAGCCAGCAAAGUUACAUGUUCUUCAAGGUACCGGACGACUUGACUGGGCUUGAUAUUGUGAAUGGGCAGUGUCUGAAUGCGACUAUCCCGCAGAAUCUCACGUUUGGAUACCAAGGACUGCCGUUCGGGCUGACUACGGGCGAUGGCAAAAAUGGAGCAAGUCGACUACUGGGUGGUGGUACUUUAUUCGAAAGGUUUGGUGCCGUACUGUUUUCCGUGUCAUGUGCGGUUUCUCUUCAUGUCCUAUGAUACUGACGAAGUCAUUGUUCUUGUGCACGCGGUGUUUUCCGAUGGGCUGGUACCGCCAAUGUACAAUGUGAGAAGGGAUUGAGGCAGUCGAAGCUAUGUUUUAACCCUAAAAAGCAUUCAUAACGGAGAGAGGCUGGGCCUUGUCUACCUGUUCUAUAAUAGCUAUCUCUUACUCGGCAUGAAUAUAAUGAGGGGAACCCAGGAUCGGAACUACCUUGAUGAGGCGAAUAGUGGUCGCUAAGAUUGAAGAAGACUCGCCGAAGAAGAGUUUCAAGCAGUCAAGGCUUAUUGUGCAUAUUCAUUUUCCACAGCAAAGUCUGAGAGCUCAGAGAAGAGUCGCUCCCAAGUCUGAGGGAGAGGAGAGAAGACUAGAAGCUCAAGGCAACCAGCAGACAUUAUUCAAAGUGUAGACAUACAUAAUGCCACAGCUGUGCACAGCUC
Cladophialophora immunda is the source of this 2348-nucleotide messenger RNA. RefSeq lists its product as uncharacterized. NCBI's taxonomy places the organism in Eukaryota, Fungi, Ascomycota, Eurotiomycetes, Chaetothyriales, Herpotrichiellaceae. The transcript is spliced from 3 exons. Gene Ontology annotation, cellular component: actin cortical patch. The record is from RefSeq and is a predicted model, not a curated record. Gene Ontology annotation, molecular function: phosphatidate phosphatase activity. Bases 330 to 1907 code for a protein of 525 amino acids.